Molecule: messenger RNA, 591 nt
Organism: Mesorhabditis belari
Lineage: Eukaryota; Metazoa; Nematoda; Chromadorea; Rhabditida; Rhabditidae
Source: the annotation of a GenBank genome assembly
AUGGGAUUUGAGCUACACUAUGCCAACGAAAACUAUUCGGACGGCUAUGUUUCAAAAAUUACAUCGUUCAGGGAUUUUCUAGAGGAAUCAAUUGCAACUCAGCAGUCAACAGUACAAUCGAAGAACGUAGACGCAAAUCGACAAGGAAGUGGAAAUAAUUGUACAGUCUCGAAAUCAUUUGAGAGGGCCAAACUUUUGUCGUUCAAAAGCUGUGGUGAAGAAAUCGACAAUACACCGCCAAUGGGAUUAAAUUCGCAUAACUACUCUUACAUGCUGGACUUUUUGUGCGAAGACUCUCAAUAUAAAUCGGUUUACAUGCGUUCAUUGAAGAAAACGCAAGUCCAAAAGUUCAAUCUUUCACCGGAUCCGGAUGCGAAUCUGUGCAUCUCUCUAUCGCUUGGUAUUGGCUACCACCGACCAUUGAGGCAUCAUGAAAUUCGACUAGGACGUUUGUUAAAAUCCUCGCAAGAGUUACAUUUUUUGGGUUCACAGACCCUGAAAAAUGUCCAAGAGACGUCACUUGUUCCGAAGAUUGGGCUUUCGAUGAUGACUUUACAAAAUCUCAUCCAACGCGCGUUGAUGUUGCGGGGA